AAAACAUUAAUUUUGAUGGAUCGGGAAUUCUAUGUUGAUCACGAAUUUGAAUUCGAUGUGGUAAAUAGCAAUUCUUCACGAUUUCUACAUUGGUGCAUUGGACAAGACGACCUAUUUAUGCAUUUUAAUAGUCGCAGAGUGGUGGAGGAGUGCGAGAUAAAUGGCAAACGCAUUCCCGCUGGCACAAACAUCGGCAUCUCACCCCUUUACCUGGGUCGCCGCGUGGAGCUCUUCAGUGAGCCCAACAGCUUCAAGCCGGAGCGCUUCGAUGUAGUCACAAGCGCCGAGAAGCUCAACCCCUAUGCCUACAUACCCUUCUCUGCGGGGCCGCGCAACUGCAUUGGUCAAAAGUUUGCCAUGCUCGAGAUUAAGGCCAUUGUGGCCAACGUUCUGCGUCACUACCACAUCGACUUUGUCGGUGACACAACGGAGCCGCCCGUGCUCAUUGCUGAACUGAUAUUGCGCACCAAGGACCCGCUACUGUUCAAGCUGCAGGAUCGCGUCUACUAACCACAAGCACAUUCUCGCGUUAAAGCGGUUUCUGUAUCUGUAAAUAAUACUGAAACCCCUUAAAACGUACAGCUGUGCUCGGCUUUCAUCUGGG
Messenger RNA from Drosophila pseudoobscura, 604 nucleotides. RefSeq names its product cytochrome P450 4d1-like. The transcript has 3 exons. The record is from RefSeq and is a predicted model, not a curated record. Gene Ontology annotation, molecular function: oxidoreductase activity, acting on paired donors, with incorporation or reduction of molecular oxygen; iron ion binding; monooxygenase activity. Lineage: Eukaryota; Metazoa; Arthropoda; Insecta; Diptera; Drosophilidae. The coding region runs from base 16 to 510 and encodes 164 amino acids.